Messenger RNA from Leptinotarsa decemlineata (Colorado potato beetle), 855 nucleotides. Its product is annotated as STAGA complex 65 subunit gamma. The record is from RefSeq and is a predicted model, not a curated record. Gene Ontology annotation, molecular function: protein heterodimerization activity; transcription coactivator activity. Lineage: Eukaryota; Metazoa; Arthropoda; Insecta; Coleoptera; Chrysomelidae. Gene Ontology annotation, cellular component: SAGA complex.
CUAGUCAUCAGAGUGUUUUAGAUGUGUUAAGUGAUGUACUGGAGACUUUCUUGCAGAAGAUUUGUCACAAAAUUGUAGAUGCAGUUGAAGAUGAAGAUCGAGAACACACUUCUGGUUUUCCUAAUGUUAUUGAGAAAGUUCUUACAGAAAUAGGAAUGGGAGGUGUUAAAGGACUUAAUGAUUAUUAUCAGAAUCGGGUGGUGAAAUAUGUAAAUGUCCUCAAAAAGAGAUGCAAGGAACUGAAUGAUAAUUAUGCAGCUCUAUUAGUUCCUAAAAGUCCAUCAAAUUCGGAUAAACUCACCAAUGUUGUUAGAGUGAAAGUGGAAGAGGAUGAAGAUCUUAUUGAACUGGAUAAUCCAGAAGUCCACUUUGCAGCAUUUGAUGGGGAAACACCUUCAGUUUUGGAAACUGGAUUACAACUUUUGAAUAGCUUGGAAGCCGAAGAGAAUUUACAAACUCUAGAAGAUACCACAGAAGGAGAUAUAAGUUCAGCUUCUCCUGGUGUUUCGAUGCCACCUGAAUCUGAAGUUUGCAAUUUAUCUCCAUUCACGAAAAAGAAACGUUUCAAAUAAGUGUCUUACUUCGAUUCUUAUAAUAAGGAUAGAGAUGAAAACAAAUGAUUUAUGUGAUUUGGAAGAUUAUCCUAGGAAUAUCCAUUCAUCAAUAUUUUGAUCAUUAUUUUGAGUCAUUACAAUUCUCUCACAUUAGAAAAAUCUGUGAAAUAUGUGCUGUAGACCAUAUAACCUGUGAUAAAAGGUUGGAAAUUAAUUUGAUUCAUUCUGAAGUUCAGACUUAAUGUAAAAAUAAUAAUACAAUAUUGAAAUUUUUGACUGCAAUAAAUUCUUCAUAAAAAUG